Molecule: messenger RNA, 745 nt
Organism: Nematocida parisii ERTm1
Lineage: Eukaryota; Fungi; Microsporidia
Exons: 1
Coding region: 1-711 (236 amino acids)
Source: RefSeq, a predicted model, not a curated record
AUGGAUUAUACAAAGCUUAAAACCAGAUUAAAGGACAAAUUUACAAAGGAAUACAAGAAAACAAAGCACACUGAUGCGUAUUUAGAAGCAGAGGUAGAAUACAAGAAGGCAAGAGAGUCCGUGAAAAUGAUGGAAAUGGAACUGCAAGCACUCUUGCAAGCAUUCACUGCUUCUUCCAUAUACGAAAACAUAACCAGCAGCCUGGCAUCAGGCUUUGAAAUGGUGAAGGAGACUCUAAAGAAGCAGAACAGGCAAAGAACAGAAGUAUCAAAGGAAGAGGCAGACGUGUUUGGGCUAUUUGCAGGAUCUUCACAGGCGCUAGCAUCCAAUACAAAAGGAGAUGUAUCAAGGCAGUUUGAGGCACUUUCCUACUCGCUAAAGAAGGUGUCUGCAUCUAGAGUACAGCUGAAAGACGGGCUAACCAGAGUUAUGGACACAAUUAAAGAAUUAAAGGAUACUUCUCUAGAAAUAGAUGAUAAUAGACUUAGAAUAUUAGACAUACGCCAAUGCAUAGAGUCAUCUAAGUCUGCAGAAGAAGAAGAGAAAUACAAGCAGGAUUACACUGAGAGUAUAUCUAAGGUGUAUGAGGAUAUGAAAGGAUAUACGCAAUCGCAUGAACUAUCAGAGAUAGCUUUGGGACUAGUUGGUGCCCUUCGUAGUUUCUUUGGAGAUGCGUAUGACGCAAUGGCGGAAAACAUAAAUGAGAAGUAAUUAAUUGUUUCUGUUCAUUUAUUCAUUAAAGACA